AUGUUCCCAGAUCUACCACGCACCUCUACCAUCAGUUUCAACCAGCUGGACUGGCCAACUCUGUACGCAACACUGACGACCUUCGUCCUUACAGUCCUGCACCAUCCCAAUGCCCCGUUCAUCGGCCUCUUCAUCUUCCGCUACCUCCGCCUGCUCGUCCACAUGAUAGCCUUCUUCUGCUUGUACAAAUCCACACCAAUCCCCAGCACCGGCAGUCGCACCAUCACCGAGAAAGACGUGACAGUGAUAAUCCCGACCGUCGAACCCGGCAAUCCCGAUUUCACCGAAUGUCUCGCCUCGGUGCUCGCGAACCACCCGCGCACCAUCCACGUCGUCACAGUUGGCGCUGAGCUGCUCGCGCAAGCCCGGAGCAUCAUCCGGCCGUUCGCGCUGGUCCAUCCCAACACAGACAUCCACAUUACGGCAACCAGCCAAGCGAACAAGCGCCGCCAAAUCGCCCACGUCCUGCCCCGUGUGCGCACCUCGAUCACACUGCUCGUCGACGACCACGUCUUCUGGCCGUCGCCCCGCUUCGUCGCCACGGCAAUCGCGCCCUUCGAGAACCCUUCUGUCGGCGUCGUGGGCACGAACAAGCGCGUCCGCCGCCUCGACACGCCCUUGUUCGGCUUCCGCGCCUUCUGGAACGUCAUGGGCUCGCUGUACCUCGAGCGCCACAACUUCGAGAUCCGAAGCACCAACGCCAUCGACGGCGGUGUCUUUGUCAUUUCCGGACGCACAUGCGCCUACCGCACGAGUAUUCUCCAGUGUCCCGAAUUCCUAGCCGGUUAUUUGCAUGAACGUUUCUUGCUGGGCAUAUUCGGGCCCCUGAACGCCGACGACGACAACUACAUCACGCGCCGCGUGGUCGCUGCUGGGUGGAAGAUCAAGAUCCAGUACUCGGACGACGCGAUGAUCGAAACGACCCUGGGCACCUACCCCAAAUUCUUGUCACAGUGCCUCCGUUGGGCGCGCACGAGCUGGCGCUCGAACCCGGCGAGUCUGCGGCGCGGGCAUGUUUGGCGGACGCAGCCGUGGUGUGUGUACGCCGUGUACUUGACCAGUUUCGUCAAUUUCGCCCUGUUCUACGACGCCGCGCUGUUUUACACGCUCAAUCGGACCACGUUCGCGGGUGCACAAGCAUGGAAACUGCUGGCCCUGUGGAUCUUUGCAAGCAAAAUGGUCAAGUUGGUGAGUCACUUCACUCGACAUCCGAAAGAUCUGGUCUAUCUGCCUGGGUACAUCUGUUUUGCGUAUUUCCACAGCCUGAUUAAAUUGUACGCCCUGCUGACGUUCUGGGUCACAAGCUGGGGUGGACGUGAUCUGGACAGUAUCAGUCGGAGUGCUAGCCCUGAGAUCAAGAUCGAAAUGGAGAGCUCGGUGCUGCAAGCUGAAGCUGCCAAGCCCAGAUGGCACGACGGCGAGACUUUUGCGUUGCCCUUGUCGGCUGACGAUGAUAGCGAUGGUCCAAGCUGGUCGUCUGGCGUUUCGACGGCAAGCAGCCGCGGCAACGGCAGCAACAACAAAGGUAUGGACAGACGAGCAAUCGUCACGCCCUGGGGCCGUGUGAGUCCAGAAAGCCAGCACCUCCCUGCGAACGUCCUUCUCGACCAGCGCGCUGGUGUGAAAUCGCGACGAUCGAAGACAAAAACCUGGCAGGACACCACGAAGCAGAGCCACGGUGAUGCUGACCAUCUCUUCCAGCAAGAUACCUUCGACACAGGCGAGGUUGAGCAGAGCGUGCAUCAACUUCAAGUCCUGACACCCGAACUCCACGCGCAGGCAUUCGACAACACAUUUGACGUGCAAGUUUCGCCGUUGACACUCGCACCCGGUGAGUCAUGCUAUUUUCAAGAUCUCCCGCACCCCGUGGUCGUACUACCGACACCCCCUGUGACCCCGCCCAGCAGACCCGUGAAGCCCUGUACCGGUGCCGGCGCCGGCAGACGAGUUCGAAUCGAACCAUACGCUCGGGCCUGGAGCAGAGCGGAUUGCGGCCGACUGCAUUAUAACGGAUCGCGCAUGGCGUUUGGCGAGAUGUGUGCCUUGGAGGAUGACAGAUUUGAUUACUGGUAA
Molecule: messenger RNA, 2073 nt
Organism: Exophiala xenobiotica
Lineage: Eukaryota; Fungi; Ascomycota; Eurotiomycetes; Chaetothyriales; Herpotrichiellaceae
Exons: 1
Coding region: 1-2073 (690 amino acids)
Source: RefSeq, a predicted model, not a curated record